Ustilago hordei is the source of this 2580-nucleotide messenger RNA. RefSeq lists its product as uncharacterized. The coding region runs from base 1 to 2580 and encodes 859 amino acids. NCBI's taxonomy places the organism in Eukaryota, Fungi, Basidiomycota, Ustilaginomycetes, Ustilaginales, Ustilaginaceae. Gene Ontology annotation, molecular function: protein binding. The record is from RefSeq and is a predicted model, not a curated record. The transcript has a single exon.
AUGUCGGGCAUUCCGCCUCAUCUGCCCAUCUUGCCCGCUGGCUUUGGCACUGAUUCAUCUUAUCCACCAAUACCAGGGAGCACUCGAAUCACAGCAUCGCAGCCCAAACCAUCGCGCCCGCCUGCCAUGUCACCAGCACCAAUCCUAACAGGCUCACAUCGUCCAGUCGCUCCCCCUUUGCCACCACUACCACCAGGAGCGUUGCAAAAGGAGCACCACCACCAAUGGCGACGACAUCAAUCUGCUUCCUACUCGUCUUCUCCUAGCUUCAGACCAGGUUACUUGGUCCAUGCUCCAACACCAACACCACCACCUCCUCCACCACCUCCACCUCAGCCUCCGUCCUCUCGCCCUCACUUUGUUGGCGGCUUCACAUCUCCACCACCACAGCAUGCCCAGCACCGGACAGGAACUCCCGUCGCAGCAGCAGCAGCAGCAGCAACGCGACCUCCCCAGGCCAUGCCAACCCCAAACUAUGGGCGCUUCUCUGCUCACGCACCACCACAAUCACCUCCAAGCUCAACGAGCCACUCUCAGAGCCUCGCCAGCAACAUGCAAAACCCGUCCGUUCAAAAUGACGCUUACCCUUCGUCUGCACGGAGGGCGAGUGCAAAUGACGCCUACGCAGCUGGUCCAAGCUCCUUAUCGCGUCCGCCUCAACCUCCUGCUGCAGGUGCAGCCUCCUCUUCUAACUCGAAUCGCCCUCCGAGCCUGUCUGCCCCUCUUCCCGACAUGGGUUCAUUGGCAGCCUUGCGAGAUCGAGCACGAGACGACAAGCAGCGCAUAAAUUGGGCCAAACAGAUGCUCAAAUUUGUCGAGCGCAACUAUUCCGAUGGCAGCAAGAUCAGCGAACCCUACUUGGUCAGAUGGACCGAUGAAGCCAUCUCCAUCAUCACUCGCAAUGCAUCUUCGCAGAACCCUGAGCCCGAAGCCCUCUACCUUCGAGGUGACUUGCAAGCUUCUGGCGCUUUCCCCGCCUACAUUGCCAAGAGUCUUAAGGAGGCAUUCAACGACUUUGAACUCUCUGCUCGCAUGGGUUGGGCUCCAAGCUGGUUCCGAAUCGGACGUGACUAUGAGGUGCUGGCAGAUCUGUCCCGUGCCGUUCACGCCUACGAUCGAGGUGUACAGGCAGGAAACGUGGGCAGCAUCUACCGAAUGGCAAUGGCCAACUUGCUCGGCCAGCUGGAUCUGCCUGUCAAUCGCGCCAGAGCGAUCGCCAUGCUACGUGAUGCGGCAGACAAAGCCGACCUCGACACACCGCAGCCACCCUACAUCUAUGGCAUGCUGCUCGCUCGUGAGUUCUCUCAUGUCGACAUUCCGCCUCACCUGCUCAAGCCUUCCAACGUACAAGACUCGACCGAGGACGAGGCGCGUCGACGUAUUCAGCGUGCUGCCUAUCUCAACUUUGCACCGGCUCAGUACAAGUGCGGUUGGCUAUACGAGUAUGCCCAGCUUGGAUGUGCUUUCGAUCCACUGCUCAGUGUUCAGUACUACAGUCUGGCAUCGCAGGGCGGCGAGAUCGAAGCCGAUAUGGCUUUGUCCAAAUGGUUCUUAUGUGGUGCAGAGCAGUACUUUGAGAAGAACGAGACUCUUGCAUACACGUUUGCCGACAAGGCAGCACGCAAGGGGCUUCCAUCGGCCGAGUUCGCAUUGGCCUACUAUCACGAAGUAGGUGUCGGAACGGAAAGAAACGUUGACGUUGCAAGGAAAUGGUAUAGGAAGGCAGCUGCAAAGGACAACGCCGAUGCGAAAGAAAGAUUGCAGGCACUGCAGGGUCCGCAAGCACACGGAAUGUCGCGUCAACAACACGAAGCAGUCAUGGAUGAUAAGUUGGUCCGCAAACGUACGCAAGCCAAGAUGCUUUCGGACCGAGCCGGACGUAGUCCUAUGCAUGAGCAUGAUCAGUACUUUGGAGUGGGCGAUGGCGGUGGAGGACGUAGACAGAGCGGAGCGGUGCUGGCCAGCUCCGCUGCUGCUGCUGCCAGUGCCGGUCCGAGCAACACCAACGGUCGCUUAGGUGGCGGCGGCGGCGGCAACCUGGAGCUGUCGAGAAAGAAAACAAUGAAAAUGGUGGAAGAGACAGCAGCAGGUCGACAAAGACCCAAUUAUGGCGGAUUCGACUCUCGACCAGCCCAGCAACAGCAACAACCUCCACCACCACCAAUGCCACCGAUCACUCAAUAUCAGCCUCCCCAGGUCAGACCGAUCGGUGCUACUCCUCAGCCUAUUGCUAUCUUCCAGCCCAGUUCUACUCCGGGUCCUGCAGGUCGGAUCACCUCAGGCACACACCAUUCUCAAACGCCCGGGCGACAUGGCGCUGGAUACACCCUUCAGGACAGUAAGCCUCCCCCAUCUGUUUCAAACUCCACAUCAUCAUACUCAACACCGCAUCAUACCGCAGCUUCGUCCUACGCCAAUGCCUCAUCGAACCCGUCCACCACAGCGUCCAGCAAUGGCGGCUCGGACGAUUCAGCAGGAGGAGGAGGAGGGGUUGGAGGUGGUAAGAAACCUUACAACACCUUCGCCGAGAUGGGCUUUGCAUCUCAGAAGCAGAAGAAGGAGGAAUGUGUCAUUGCCUAG